ACAUCCGCAAGAGAGCGGCAAGGCAAGUCACUUCGAAGUAGGCAAAGAAGUAACGCGCGCGAUCUUGGUACGCUGCAGGCGAUGACCGCAUUUAUAUGAGUUUUUAUUAUUUCGUGAGAGUGCUGUCGUGUUCCCCGUUGCGUAAAGUGUUCACGAAAAUGCUGUUUAGGUGAACUAAGCAAGAAUUACUGUGUUGUGAUUGUGUUUGCGUACCUCCUUUUCUUUUUUAUCUUAAAUAGUCUUUUGAAGGUUGUAGAAAUGCCUUGCUCGGCGGUAACUUUGUCUAUAGCGACUAUUACAGCUAUCGUGGCUGCUGCCUUAAUGGCAAUAGCGUUUUCAACAGAUAACUGGUUGUACGUGGAAGUAAGACGCAGUAAUAUACAGACGUACGUGACGGAGAACACCGCAGAUAUCAACUCUAAAGCAAUCCUUGAGAGCCUGAACAGCAAGUACUAUUUCUACACGAGGACGCGUGGCUUGUUCCGAAUCUGUUAUCCCAAGGAGCGACCUCCUUCCGUUGAGAUCUACCUAUCGCCCGUGGAGACGCACUGCAGCAAUGUGGAUUACUUCAUACCAGACGAAAACAACGAGACCAGGGGACUAUCUGAUGACGCUAUGAACAGGUUGCACAUGGCCCGAUCCACGGUGGCAUUGUUCAUGGUCGGUUUCUUUUCACUCUUCAUCGCUUUCUGGACCGGGGUCGUUGGCUGUUGGAAGAGGAGCCCCGGAAACAUCACUGCUACAGCUAUUCUUAUGCUUGUCACUUGUUUAUUGUCCGCGGGCGCAAUGGCGUUGUGGCACGGAGUAGAGUUCUACGAAAAGGAAAAGGUCGUCGGAGAGGAAUAUUACCAGCAAUGGCCUAACAUAUUACGAGAUAACAGUCGUAUCUGGUACGACUGGUCGUACAUCGUGGCGUGGUGCGGCGUGGGUCUCUCUCUGGUGUCCGCCAUUUUGUUUUCGUCGGCGGCCAUUUGCUUGAGAGGCGAACGGGAACGGGAGGAAGCACUUAACAUGCAGUACCUAAUGCCCGUGUACCCCCAGAAGCAGCAAUACGCAUACGCCGGGUACCCUCCGCCCCAGGCGUACCCGGGGCCGUACUACCACGGCUCCCAAUACGGGCCCUACAACUACUGAGCAUGUGACCAGAUGAGGGAAGAGGCGCACUUCGCCAACUCCCCCGCCCCGCAGGCACCCGCGCGCAACCCAGCCCCCUCCCACACUUCCACUCUCGAGACCUUCAACUCCCACCGCCAGAUCAGAAGACCCCGAC
Molecule: messenger RNA, 1270 nt
Organism: Pieris napi
Lineage: Eukaryota; Metazoa; Arthropoda; Insecta; Lepidoptera; Pieridae
Exons: 7
Coding region: 259-1134 (291 amino acids)
Cellular component (GO): membrane
Source: RefSeq, a predicted model, not a curated record